AUGAUGCGACUGUGGCUCCCCAGAGGCCCCUGUGUGGCAGCUGUGGUCCUGACACUGAUGGUGCUGAGUCCUCCCGUGGCUUUGGUCAGGGACCCCCGACCACGUUUCUUGCAACAAGUGAAAAGUGAAUGCCAUUUCUCCAGUGGGAUGGAGCAGGUGCGGUACCUGCAGAGACACAUCUAUAACCAGGAGGAACACUUGCGAUUUGACAGCAAUGUGGGCAGGUACCAAGCGGUGACCGAGCUGGGACGGAUCCAAGCCGAGUACUGGAACAGCCAGAAGGGCUUCCUGGAGCAGAAGCGGGCCAAGGUGGACACGUUCUGCAGAUUCAACUCUGCCAUUGUAGAGAUAUUAACUGUGAAGCAGAGAGUUGAGCCCCAGGUGACUGUGUACCCGACAAAGACGCGGCCCCUGGACCACCACAACCUCCUGGUCUGCUCUGUGAGCGGCUUCUACCCCGGACACAUUGAAGUCAGAUGGUUCCGGAACGGCCAGGAGGAGAAGACUGGGGUUGUGUCCACCGGCCUGAUCCGGAAUGGAGACUGGACCUUCCAGACCCUGGUGAUGCUGGAGACGGUUCCUCAGAGUGGAGAGGUUUACACCUGCCAGGUGGAGCACCCCAGCCUGAGCCGCCCUGCCACAGAGGAGUGGAGGGCGCAGUCUACAUCUGCACAGAGCAAGAUGCUGAGUGGAGUCGGGGGCUUCGUGCUGGGCCUGCUCUUCCUCGGGCUGGGGCUGUUCGUCUACUUCAGGAAUCAGAAAGGACAGUCUGGACUUCAGCCGACAGGACUCCUGAGCUGAGAAGAGGUGACAAGGCUGGAGGAAGGAGCUUCCCUGUCUCCAUGGCAUGAAAACGUGUCCUGUCUGGUUCGCAUUCUUCCAUUAGCAGUGCU
Molecule: messenger RNA, 893 nt
Organism: Peromyscus eremicus (cactus mouse)
Lineage: Eukaryota; Metazoa; Chordata; Mammalia; Rodentia; Cricetidae
Product: H-2 class II histocompatibility antigen, I-E beta chain-like
Exons: 6
Coding region: 1-801 (266 amino acids)
Biological process (GO): antigen processing and presentation of exogenous peptide antigen via MHC class II; positive regulation of T cell activation; immune response
Cellular component (GO): lysosomal membrane; late endosome membrane; MHC class II protein complex
Molecular function (GO): MHC class II protein complex binding
Source: RefSeq, a predicted model, not a curated record